CUUUUUGGUGGUGGCGCGAACACUGUCGUGCAUGUUGCGCCGCAUGUCGAUCGAACAUGCCCCAACCCGACUGUCCGUCGCGCCGAUGAUGGACUGGACGGAUCGCCACUACCGCUACAUGAUGCGUCUCAUCACACGUCGCACUUUGCUUUACACAGAAAUGGUUGUCGACGAGACGAUCAUGCAUCAGAAGCACAACCUGGACUACUUCCUCGGGCACGAUGCUGUCGAGUACCCGCUGGCCCUCCAAGUUGGUGGCAGCAACCCCGAGACUCUUGGCGAGGUGGCAAAGAUGGCUGAGUCGUACGGCCGUUUCCACGAAAUCAACAUCAACGUCGGGUGUCCCAGUCCUAAAGUAUCGCGAGGGUGCUUUGGCGCGAGGCUCAUGCUCAAUCCCAGUCUCGUGCGCGACAUCUGCUACGAAAUGCGCCGCCAAGUCACCUCCACGCCCAUCACAGUGAAAUGCCGCUUGGGCGUCGAUGACUUUGACUCGUACGAAUACUUGCACGAGUUCGUGUCCACGGUGGAGAAGUCGGGCGUCACCGAGUUCACCGUGCAUGCGCGCAAGUGCUGGCUCGACGGCCUUCGCCUCAGCCCGCACGAGAACAGGACGGUUCCUCCACUCAACUACGAUUUUGUCGGUCGGCUCAAAUCUGACUUUCCGCACCUCCGCAUCAUGUUGAACGGCGGUGUUGCAUCCAUUCAACAUGCACACGAGCUCCUUCAGGAUUCGUCGCUGAACGUGGACGGCGUCAUGAUCGGCCGAGCCGCGUACAACACGCCAUGGAACUUUCGCGAUGCCGAUCGGUUGCAUUUUGGUGUACCAAACCCAGGUUUACAUGCGACGAGAACGAAUCACUUCUUUUGACGCAUGCAUUGCAGGACUGUCGAGGCGGCAGGUCAUCGCCAACUAUCUCGACUACGCAGAGGACAUGCAGGCCAAGUGGGGCACCGUGCGGCAGUCCGGUCAAUACGCCAUGCCAACGUCUUUGCUCAUGAAGCCGCUCUUGAACCUCUUCAAUGGCGAAUAUGGCGGGAAGGCCAUGAAGCGCCAUGUGGCGCAGCGAUGGGCCGAUCGCAACGGCGAGGCGCUUGAUUUGCGAGACCUGAUUGAAACCGCUAUGGAAGCAUGUGUGCCCGCAGCCGUGUUGGACGCCACUUGCGACGACGACGUCGUCGAUUGAGUUCAACAUGUUUCGUUUGAUAUCACUUGCUGUUGUGGUUUUGGUCGCAUGCGCG
Molecule: messenger RNA, 1239 nt
Organism: Aphanomyces invadans
Lineage: Eukaryota; Oomycota; Saprolegniomycetes; Saprolegniales; Verrucalvaceae
Exons: 7
Coding region: 32-868 (278 amino acids)
Biological process (GO): tRNA dihydrouridine synthesis
Molecular function (GO): tRNA dihydrouridine synthase activity; flavin adenine dinucleotide binding
Source: RefSeq, a predicted model, not a curated record